AUGCCAAGUGAACAAAAGAUUCCAAGACCAAAAAAUGCUUUCAUUUUAUUUAGACAACAUUACCAUAAAAUUUUAAUUAAUGAAUGGACAGCAAAAAAUAUUGCAAUUCCUCAUAAUUCAGAAAUUUCAAAGUUGUUAGGGAAUAAAUGGAAAUUAAUUUCUGCAAAAGAAAAAUUACAUUGGGAUAAUUUAGCUAAACAAGAAAAGAUUAAUCAUGAAAAAAAAUUUCCACAAUAUAAAUAUAGACCAGUUAGAAAACAAAAGAAAAAGUUUUUACAAUUACAGCAACAAAUUCAACAGCAACAACAAGCACAACAACAACUUCAACAUCAUGUUCAACAACAAUUACAACAACAACAACAACAACAAUCCGUAGGUCAACAACAGAUACAAGCACAAGCUCAUCAUCAAUUAUCAAGAGGUGGGAAUGGAAGAGUUCAAUAUUAUCAAACACUUUCAAAUAAUUCUCAAAAUUCAAACUUAACUGGAAUUCCAAGUUCAAUAGAAAAUGAACAAAAAUUAUUAUAUUCUUCAUCAAUACCAAAUUCAAUCAAUUUUAAUGAUCCAACUACUCAAUUACAAGCUCAAAAUUUUUAUUAUCAACAAAAAUCCGGUAUGUCAAAUAGUGGGAACCCAAAUAAUAUUAACUUAUUAUUACCCUCAAUAGAUACUACAAAAUUAAUGAAUCAACAAUCAUUUCUUGCCCAACCAUCAGGCACUCCAGCCGCCACUCAAACACAACAAAUGAUGGAUCAUUUUUAUAAAAUUUAA
This is a messenger RNA of Maudiozyma saulgeensis, 771 nucleotides long. The record is from the annotation of a GenBank genome assembly. Lineage: Eukaryota; Fungi; Ascomycota; Saccharomycetes; Saccharomycetales; Saccharomycetaceae.